Conger conger (European conger) is the source of this 1493-nucleotide messenger RNA. RefSeq names its product transmembrane protein 208 (gene tmem208). Lineage: Eukaryota; Metazoa; Chordata; Actinopteri; Anguilliformes; Congridae. Gene Ontology annotation, biological process: vacuolar protein processing. The record is from RefSeq and is a predicted model, not a curated record. The transcript is spliced from 7 exons. The coding region runs from base 208 to 672 and encodes 154 amino acids. Gene Ontology annotation, cellular component: intracellular membrane-bounded organelle.
AUGAAUCCCUAACUGCUACGUUCACUUCACAGCAGUUCCAGUCCAGUCCGACGCUCCACAUACUGUCGUGUUGGAGCAGCACUGCAUGUUGGAUGGGUUGAUUGGUAACUUUACAAUUAGAAGCGUAUAGUAAAGUAGAUGUCAAGAAGAAAACGUAACUUGAUAUCUGAGGCCACAAUUUUACGGGUCGAAACGGUGUAAGAAAAUAUGGCGCCCAAAGGUAAGGUUGGCACCAAAGGCAAGAAACAGAUAUAUGAGGAGAACACGGCAACGCUAAAGUUCUACACCCGAGUCAUCCUGGGAGCAAACGCCAUAUUCACUGCUGUGAACCUCCUCUUCUACAGUUCGUCCACAGUCUGGACAUGGCUGUUGCUGCUGUUUGCUCUGGCGGUGUAUGUGGGCAGCUACCGCUCCAUGUCUGCGAUGGCUAAGCCUGUGUUUGCGGAGGAUGGAAGCCUGCUUGACGGGGGAAUUGACCUGAACAUGGAGCAAGGCAUGUCAGAGCACUUGAAAGAUGUAAUCUUGCUCACUGCAAUUGUUCAGGUCCUCGGCACAAUAUCGUCUUAUUUCUGGUACCUGUGGCUGCUGAUGUUUAUCUGGGCACUGUCAGGCUCCAGCACGGGCACUGUACCUGCUCUGGCUCAACUUCUUGGGCCCCUGGUUUACAGCUGAGGCCCCUUCGGCCCCGGAGGAGGUGAACGAGAAGAAACAGAGACGACAGGAGCGCCGGCAGAUGAAAAGAUUCUGACCCACGUUUGAGCUACACUUGUGCAUACGGAAUGUUCUUCCCCACUGGGUGGACCGAGAGCUACAGAAGCACGCAGCUUGAAAACGGAAGUUGUGCUUUCUCAGAAUCUGUCCGGUUAUAUACUCUGAUUUAAAAAAACAAAAAAAACAAAAAAAAACAAAGGAUAUUUUUGGAAAGGCAAGAAACAAGGAGGCGCACAUUCAGAAGUAUCCAUUUCGCGAAGCGGUCAGCCAGCCUUGAGUGCUGUGUUUCACACAGCACUACAUGUAUAGGUUUUUUUUAUUUUAUUAUUAUUAUUUUUUUUUCCCCCAACUAUUUGUUUUCAUAAGUUUGAGCACUCACUCAAUUUCACUCAGUUUUCCCCGCUAACCUGGUAAAUUGCUUUGAGGAAGUAUUCUUCUUGUUUUUAAUGUUUAUUUCAAAUAUGUCAAGACAUAUUACACAGAUUUAUGAGAACAUGUAAUUAUUGCCUUGAUUGAUGGACCUGUUCAUCCAAGUAUUGAAGAUAAAAUUUACUCCGAGUUAUGUUAGGUUGCAUGAUGUGACACUUUCUGAGUGGCACAUUAUAGUUUGUGUCCCUUUUUUCUUAAAAAAGGCCAGCAAGCUUCAUACAUGCUGUCAUUCAGAAAGCACGACCCACAUUUAAAAUGAAUACAUCCGCAGGGUAAUUGAGCAAAAUGUAUUAGGCAAUGUAACCACAAUGUGCCACAAUGCACAUUUCACCAAUAAACCUGCUCCUUCUGUA